Messenger RNA from Theobroma cacao (cacao), 2547 nucleotides. RefSeq names its product Transcription initiation factor TFIID subunit A (gene EER4). Gene Ontology annotation, cellular component: transcription factor TFIID complex; SAGA complex. The record is from RefSeq and is a predicted model, not a curated record. Gene Ontology annotation, biological process: DNA-templated transcription initiation; RNA polymerase II preinitiation complex assembly. Lineage: Eukaryota; Viridiplantae; Streptophyta; Magnoliopsida; Malvales; Malvaceae. Gene Ontology annotation, molecular function: protein heterodimerization activity; TBP-class protein binding; DNA binding.
CUCUCCUGCAAAUUUCACCUCCAGGAAAAUUAAAAAAGAAAAAUAAAAUUCGGACUCCACCAUGGAUUAGCAAUUCGAUCAGAAAUUCACCCCAAAAGAAAAAAGAAAGAAAAAAGAAAAGAGCAGGGCAUGGCUGAAACUGCAUCUUCAUCUGCCUCUCCGAAUCCCAUGAUGAUGGACCCAUCAUCAUCAACAGCGACACCGCCAUCGUCAUCGGCGACGACAAAUAUUAACCCAACACCAACACCACCACCUCCGACAGCAUCGGCGACGACUACGUUAACACAAACUCCCUCAACUACUUCCUCAAUUCUACCUCAAAGUAACAACCCUUCUCCUCAAAUCCCUCCUCCUUCACCUUCCAUUGACCCUUCACUGCAAAACCCGCAGCAAAAUUUACAACAGCAACAGCACCAGCACCAGCACCAACAGCAAAUCUCGCAAAUUUCGUCUCCACCUCUCCCUCCUCUUUCCCAACAACAACAGCAACAACAACAACAACUUUUACAACAGCAGCAAACGCAACAAAAUGUUGCAGCUUUAUCCAAUUUCCAAAUCCAACAAACCCUUCAGAGAUCCCCAUCUUUUUCACGCCUUAACCCACUCCAACAACAACAGCAGCAGCAAAGCCACCAGCAGCAGCAACAACAGCAACAGUCUCAGUACGGCACCGUUUUAAGACAACAAGCAGGGUUAUAUGGGCAAAUGAAUUUUGGUGGGUCAGCUUCAAUUCAAGCUAACCAGCAACAGAACCAGCAGAUUCAACAGAUAAGCAAUCCCAAUUUACCAAGGUCAGCUUUGAUUGGGCAAAGUGGUCAUUUGCCUAUGCUCAGUGGUGCAGCUGCAGCUGCUGCUGCUCAGUUGAGUUUGCAGCCUCAGCUUUUAGCUUCGCCGAGGCAGAAGGCUGGCUUGGUGCAAGGGUCUCAGUUUCAUCCAGGAAACCCCACUGGGCAAUCUUUGCAAGGGAUGCAGGCAAUGGGGAUGAUGAAUUUGAGCUCACAACUGAGGGCUAAUGGAAAUCUUUAUGCUCAACAUCGGAUAAAUCAGGGACAGAUGAGGCAGCAAUUAUCACAACAAACUCAACUCACAUCUCCUCAGGUUCAAAGCUUACCAAGAACAUCUUCCCAGGCAUUUAUAAACCCUCAGUUAUCUGGGCUGGCUCAGAGUGGACAACCGGGUAUGAUGCAGAACUCUCUCUUGCAGCAACAGUGGUUGAAGCAAAUGCCAUCAAUAUCUGGUCCAGGCUCACCUUCAUUCCGCCUUCAGCGGCAGUCACAGGUCCUCUUGCCGCAGCAACUGGCUUCGUCUUCUCCUCAGUUGCACCAAAAUUCUAUGGCCUUGAACUCUCAACAAUUGUCUCAGUUGGUACAACAGCAGUCACAGAUGGGACAUUCUCAAAUGCAGCAACCACAGCAACAUCAGCAGCAGCAACAACAACAACAACAACAGCAACAGCAGCAGCAUCAGCUACAACAACAACCUCUGCAACAAUUACAACCACAACAGCCACCGUUGCAUCAGCCUCAACAGCAGCAGUCUCCAAGGAUGCCCGGACCUGCAGGCCAGAAAUCUCUGAGUUUGACAGGAUCACAGCCUGAUGCAACUGCAUCUGGUACAACCACACCUGGGGGAAGUUCGAGCCAAGGAACUGAGGCAACCAAUCAACUUCUUGGAAAGAGAAAGAUACAGGAUCUGGUUUCACAGGUUGAUUCGCAAGGCAAGCUGGAACCAGAAGUUGAAGAUCUACUUCUGGAGAUUGCUGAUGACUUCAUAGACUCUGUGACUACAUUUGCAUGCAGUUUGGCAAAGCAUCGGAAAUCAUCAACAUUAGAGUCCAAAGAUCUCUUGCUACACUUAGAGAAAAACUGGCAUUUGACUAUUCCAGGAUUUUCAAGUGAAGAGCGGAACCAAACAAGACCUUUAUCAAGUGACCUCCACAAGCAGCGUCUUGAUAUGAUCCGGGCACUGAUGGAAUCAUCACAGCCUGAAACAACUGCAAAUAAUCCUAAAGAAAUGAUACGACAAGGGCUUGGCAACCCAGUUGGUGCAAACCAUUUAAUGAGACCUUCACCAAGUUCUGAGCAGUUGGUAUCACAAGCAGCUGGUUCACAAAUGCUCCAGCAAAUAACUCGGUUAUGGUAACUGAAGCUUAAGUUGUAGUAGAUUGACAAAAGCAAAAGCUGUAAUUAUUUGGUAAGUAUCAGAGGCAUGGAUCAACUUGUGGAAAAGAUCACACCAUUUGACCAUCUAAUUUAUCAUUUUCUAUUCAUGAUUUAUGAGGUGAGCAAGACUAUAUCGAUGGGAGCCAUAAGGAGAGUUUGUUCCCCAGUCUAAGCUUUUCUGCCUUGGGUGGCAUCAUAGAGCUUGGAUGGGUGCGCGUUGUAUUCUUCUUUAUUAUUUAUUUGAAAAUUAUAUUUUUCCCUGAUUUUACUUGUUGCCCCAUUUGAUUUCUAGAUACUAUAAACUACUAGGCUGUCUAAGCACGUUGUUUCAGUGAUUGAUUUGUUAGGUUAAAUUCUUUUCAUUGAAUGGUCCAUUCUUGCAACA